Molecule: messenger RNA, 2113 nt
Organism: Cucurbita pepo subsp. pepo (vegetable marrow)
Lineage: Eukaryota; Viridiplantae; Streptophyta; Magnoliopsida; Cucurbitales; Cucurbitaceae
Source: RefSeq, a predicted model, not a curated record
UUCACGAACCUCGAAACUUCGCGCAGUAUUCUUCCUUCUUCCCGCCAAUACAGAACCAGUGCGAUUCCAUUUCUCUCUCGGACUCGAUCAUCGGAAGCCGAUAAAGUGAGAUCAAUGGAGUUUAGUCUGAGCGGAAAUGCUCUCAAGACCUUCGCUCGUUCAGUCACAUGCCUUGCUCGCAUCGGAAACGAGCUCGUCAUCCAAGCUUCUCCAUCGCAGUUGGCUUUUUACACCCUCAAUGCAUCACGGUCUGCCUAUCAAGCUAUAACAUUUGAGCCCGGGUUCUUUGAUACUUAUGCCAUUUCUGGUAAUCAAGUGCAAUGCAGUGUUCUUUUGAAGGCUGUCUGCUCUGUUCUUAGAACAUCCAUUGCUAGCGUAGACCAUCUGAGAGUGCGGUUACCAGAUACUUAUGCAUUGAAAAUACAAUGGAGUUUGGAAUGCUUCAAUGGAAUAAAGAAAACAUACUGCAUUUCUUGCAACGUUGAGCCAGACAUACAGCACCUGUCUCUUGACAGGAGACAGUUCCCAAGUGACUUAGUUGUGAGACCUCGAGAUCUGAAUCGAUUACUCUCUAAUUUUCAGUCAUCCUUGCAGGAGAUCACUGUUAUUGCAACAGAACCAACUUCCUUACCUUCUGAAGCUGCAAUUGAGAUUGAAGGAAAGGCUGUUGAGCUUCGAAGUUAUAUAGACCCAACCAAAGACAAUGACGCGCUGCUUCAUACUCAACUCUGGAUAGAUCCUAUGGAAGAGUUUGUCCAUUAUUCUCACAGUGGAGAUCCGGUAGACAUAACAUUUGGAGUAAAAGAAUUGAAGGCAUUUCUUUCUUUCUGCGAGGGCUGUGAAGUUGACAUCCAUCUGUUUUUUGAGAAAGCUGGGGAGCCAAUUCUAUUGGCGCCAAAAUUUGGUCUAGAUGAUGGGUCUGGUACAAACUUUGAUGCUACACUUGUUCUUGCGACCAUGUUAGUAUCACAGCUCCAUGCAGGAAGCCGAUCACAGCCACCACAAGAGGCUACUACUGGACAGGGUGAAUCUGAUCACAGGGCUGGGUCCCAACCACAGCAGGAUGGGCCCGGAGCUAAUGUUUCUGGCCAUCCAUCUGAUCAUACCAGAAUAUGGUCUGAACUCUCAGGAAGUGCACCAAGAAGUGGGAAUGGUGCUGAAGGGCAGGUACAAGGCCAGAGCAAUUUGAGUUCUUCUGAACAGAUGGAAAUUCAAAGGAUUAGUAAUGUACAGAUUUCAAAAGCUGGGUGCGCUCAGGGAUAUAACCUUGUCGAUCGUGCUAGAGACCAUUCUGUGGGAAGGGAUCUAGGAAGAGAACAUCAAGAGAGGUCUGAUAUUAACGGUCCUGCCGUUUCUCAACAUCAUCCCAGUAACUGGGUAGAUGAAGAAGAUGAGGAUGAUGACAACGAUGAUGGGGAUGAUAACGAGUUGUGUGUUCAGUCAACUCCACCAUACUAUGAAGAACACUAGAAAGGAUGAAAGCAUGUAAAAGGGGUUUGAAAUGGGCAUGCAACCAUGGACAACACGUCUUGGACAAGCAAGACCGGAAUAUCUAUCAUGUGGCCAUUGACAACAUGCCUUGGACAUGCAUGACCGUGACAUCCUCCCCCACUCAAUUGGUUGACGUCCUUGUCAACCGACCCGAUCAAGCAAGACUAGGACAUCUAUCAUGCAGCCAUAAGCAACAUGCUUUGGACAAGCGUGAUCGUGGUACCAGUUAAACAGGAGGUUAAAUCAAAUGUAUUUUUUAAAAAUAUUUUAUUAUUUUAUAUAUGUGAAUGUCUGUAUCAGUUUGUGCAGAGUUUAACUCUCCGACAAGAAGAAAAAAGCAAGCUAAUUUAGACCUUGCUACAUUUGGUUGUCAAAGUUGGAUAUUAAAUUCUAAGUAGGUGGCUACUAUGAGUUUUUGUUUGUUCCAAAACUUUUAUUAUUUACAUAACCCUUAUUGACCACUAUAUAGGUGGUUAAACAAAUUCUUUUGUAGUUGGCCAUUUUCCAUUUCUCCAGCAUUAUUGAAUCACAUUUUGUACUGUUUGACCAAUAUCACACAUAACCAGUUGUCUGAUUUCUACACUCUACUCAUGCAUGCAUGCCUGCCUGCCUGCCUGCAUAU